AUGAUGAAAACUUUAUUGGAUAGACAGACAGAUGAAAAUAACGAAUAUAUACUUGCUUCGAAGAACCCAAGACGAGCAAUCGUAUAUCAAGAUUUCCUAUGGUCUUAUAUGAUCUUACAAGAUCUUACAAGAUUUUAUUCCAGUACUUGGUUUGAUAAUGUCAACUGUACAACGCGUCGACAUGCAUUAGAUAUAUCGAACAAAUUAGAAUUAUUACGUUUAGCAUCGACAUACACGGAAAAGCUUGCAGAAGAAGACAAAAUUGAAUUCGUUCAUCAUUUGACAAUAUCAAGAAAAAUUCGAUCAUAUUAUGCUGAAGACGUUGAGGCCAAAUCAUUAAAUGAAAUAACAAAUGUUAAGCUAUCAGCAAACGAUAAAAAUAUAACAGAAGCAGUAUUAAAUGGAGCAAAAUACAAAACCUUUAUAAAAACCAAUGUUAAAGGUGUUCGAUAUUCCACAGUAGAGGAUCCAUAG
Messenger RNA from Didymodactylos carnosus, 474 nucleotides. The record is from the annotation of a GenBank genome assembly. NCBI's taxonomy places the organism in Eukaryota, Metazoa, Rotifera, Eurotatoria, Philodinida, Philodinidae.